AUGUCGGCCCUCAAUUGGAAGCCCUUUGUGUACGGAGGGUUGGCCUCCAUCACGGCUGAAUGUGGUACAUUUCCAAUUGAUUUAACUAAGACACGGCUCCAGAUUCAAGGCCAGACGAAUGAUGCGAACUUUAAAGAAAUUCGAUAUCGAGGAAUGUUGCAUGCAUUAGUGAGGAUAGGCAGAGAAGAAGGCCUGAAAGCUUUGUAUUCUGGGAUUGCCCCUGCGAUGUUACGCCAGGCUUCCUAUGGCACCAUCAAAAUAGGCACUUACCAGAGCUUGAAGCGAUUAUUUGUGGAACGCCCUGAAGAUGAAACCCUUCUGAUAAAUGUGGUCUGUGGAAUUCUCUCUGGAGUCAUGUCCUCAGCCAUUGCCAAUCCAACUGAUGUUUUGAAAAUACGGAUGCAAGCACAAAACAACACCAUUCAAGGAGGAAUGAUAGGCAACUUUAUUAACAUUUACCAGCAAGAGGGAACGAGAGGACUAUGGAAGGGCGUGUCUCUAACUGCUCAGAGGGCUGCUAUCGUCGUUGGUGUGGAGCUACCAGUCUAUGACAUCACCAAGAAGCAUCUGAUUCUGUCGGGCCUGAUGGGAGACACUGUGUAUACUCACUUCCUCUCAAGCUUCACCUGUGGUCUGGCAGGGGCUCUGGCCUCCAAUCCUGUGGAUGUUGUAAGGACACGUAUGAUGAAUCAGAGAGUCCUUCGUGAUGGCAGAUGCUCUGGGUACACAGGUACCCUGGAUUGCUUGUUACAGACAUGGAAGAAAGAAGGAUUUUUUGCUCUAUAUAAAGGGUUUUGGCCAAAUUGGUUGAGACUUGGUCCUUGGAAUAUCAUUUUCUUUGUGACAUAUGAGCAGCUGAAGAAAUUGGAUUUAUGA
Molecule: messenger RNA, 876 nt
Organism: Pipistrellus nathusii (Nathusius's pipistrelle)
Lineage: Eukaryota; Metazoa; Chordata; Mammalia; Chiroptera; Vespertilionidae
Source: the annotation of a GenBank genome assembly